GUUUAUUCAAAGUUAUGGACACGAUCUGGCCCAAGCGCACGAGUGGAUGCAGAAAUACUCCAUCAGCAGAGAUGAACGGGCCAUGAGUAAGGCAUGGGAGUUGUACUACCACGUGUUCAAACGCAUUGCAAAGCAACUGCCACAGUUAACGUCCUUAGAGCUGCAGUAUGUGAGUCCAGCCUUGCUGGAUGCCAAAGAUCUGGACCUGGCGGUCCCAGGUACCUACAAAUCAGGACAGGACGUG
Sphaeroforma arctica JP610 is the source of this 244-nucleotide messenger RNA. RefSeq lists its product as hypothetical. Gene Ontology annotation, molecular function: protein-containing complex binding. NCBI's taxonomy places the organism in Eukaryota, Ichthyosporea, Ichthyophonida. The transcript is spliced from 2 exons. The record is from RefSeq and is a predicted model, not a curated record. The annotation marks the transcript as partial.